UGUGGCCAUCUUGGAGGUUUUCAUCGAUGUUUCUGCCUUCACAUUAAUUACAAAGCCUUCCCGGUCAGAUCAAUUUAUUAAAUUUAAACGUCUGUUUCCGACGAUAAUGGGCUGAGUUAUGCUCAGUUUUACGCUUCUGUCGGUUGAAGGAAGUCCCGCUGAUUCUGAGUGUGUAUAGUGGACGCAGCGCGUGAGUUUUAGAGAGAUGUCUGCCGCAGAAGAAGCGCACAGUCUGGACAUACUCAACCAGUUUGAGCGGCUAACUGGAAGGCCCCCGCUAAGAGCUGCAGGCUCUAAGAAGAGAGUUUGCUGGCUACAAGCUCGAAGAAUCCUGGGCCAACCCUGCCCCAGUCUACGGAUCCCUUACAGGUUUUUAAGAGAAGGUCACAGAGCCCCUCCGGCCCGAAGCGGCCAUCGCUGUGUAGCAGACAACACCAACCUUUAUGUGUUUGGAGGAUACAACCCUGACUACGAUGAAUCGGGAGGUUCAGAAAAUGAAGAUUAUCCACUCUUCAGAGAGCUGUGGAGGUUCCACUUUGCCACUGGGACGUGGCAACAAAUCCGCACAGAGGGUUUCAUGCCCACCGAACUGGCAUCCAUGUCAGCUGUUUUGCAUGGAAACAACCUGCUUGUGUUCGGUGGGACCGGAAUACCGUUCGGUGAAAACAACGGAAACGACGUUCACGUAUGCAACGUUAAAUACAAACGAUGGUCCCUUCUCAACUGCAGGGGAAAGAAACCUAAUCGAAUAUAUGGACAGGCGAUGGCCAUAAUCAACGGCUUUUUGUACGUGUUUGGAGGUACAACGGGCUACAUUUACAGCACAGAUCUCCACAGACUGGAUUUGACGACACGCGAGUGGAUUCACCUAAAACCUAACAAUCCUCCAGAUGAUCUACCUGAGGAACGAUAUAGACAUGAGAUAGCUCAUGAUGGACAGAGGAUAUAUAUUCUUGGUGGUGGAACCUCCUGGACUUCCUACCCAUUAGACAAGAUACACGCAUAUAACCUCGAAACAAAUUCCUGGGAGGAAAUCGCAACGAAACCUCAAGAAAGAAUAGGAUACCCCGCCCCCCGGCGAUGUCAUAGUUGUGUGCAGAUUAAAAAUGAUGUAUUUAUAUGUGGCGGUUAUAAUGGUGAAGUAAUACUUGACGACCUGUGGAAGAUCAACCUGCAGACGUUUCAGUGGAAUAAACUACCUGCGGUGAUGCCCGAACCGGCGUAUUUUCACUGUGCUGCUGUUACUCCGGCCGGCUGCAUGUACAUUCACGGUGGCGUUGUUAACAUCCACGAGAACAAGCGGACUGGUUCUUUGUUUAAGAUCUGGCUGGUGGUGCCCAGCCUGCUGGAGCUGUGCUGGGAUCGUCUGCUUAAAGCCUUUCCACACCUGGCCCAACUUACUCCAAUACAGCUGCUAAAUUUGGGCCUUACCCAGGAACUCAUUGAACGUUUGAAAUGAAGAUGAGAGACUGAUUGUAUGCGUGUAGUUUGUGAACCAUUUUUUUUAUUUUGAAGCCGAUCACGGGCAGGACAACGCGAAGAACACAAAUGAUUCAGAGGGACCCCAUUGCUUUUCUACAGGUGUCCUAACACAGCCCGCCUUAAAACCAAAAACUAUAGGAUGCCUUUUGAGUUUUUUUGUUUUUUGCAUAUGCACCUUUUAAUUAUUUGAAAAACAAAACAUAAAUAUUCAGUAGAGAAAACGAUUUCUCAAACACUAUGGGUCAGUGACCUAUUUUUUUUUGUCUUGAGAUUGUAAUAUUGUUAUUUAUUGGCCUUCAGUAGCUGUAUGGGGGGCACGACGAGUUGUUUUUACUGAUUUAUCUUAAUUCUCUAAUUUUCUGUCAAAGAAUUAUUUAAGUUUUAUGAAUCGCCACAGCACGAAUAUUUAAAUUAGCAGUGAUGUAAUUGAAGUUCAUUCGCUUCAAUUACUCUGUUCACUACUGAUUGGUUAUGCAGAACUGUUGAUGCCUGGGAUUGAGUUUUAGGUUUUACUUAUUUAUGGUGCAAAUCAGUGUUGAAGACUUGAAUGUUUUAGCUUUUGAUAGCAGAGUUUGUCGUUGCAGUCUUGUAUGCUAAUGUCAAGUUUUUUUUUUUUUAGUUGGACACGAUUCCUUUUUAUUAGAUUUGCAGAAACGUCUGCAUAUGAGGAACAACCACGGAUGUACCAAGUAAUGUUUUACAAUAUCAAAGCAGAGCUGUUUCCAUAUUUUUGUCACCCGAAUUUUGUAAACCAAUCCCUGCAUCACUGUGAACAAAGGUGCUCUUUAAUUUCCUUUUAAUGCUUUUACUGAAAUAAUAAAAUUUACUUAUUUUCUUUAAACUCUUCAUCCCUUAUCCAAAUCUACAUUUGGAUCAUCAUCAACGGCAGACACUCGUUUUAAUUGAUCUAGUGCCUUUACGAGCAAGAUCUGAUAAUGUGCUAAAUUUAAUAUUGACACGAAGCCUUGCUAAUCGCACUUUAUUAUUUUAAUUUAAAUGAUAGAUGAGCCGAAUUUACAGAAACCACAAAAAGGUGCGCACUUAUGUAGAGCUUUCUUAGCACUUGAUAAAUCUACAAUUUAUAGAAAAGAGUCGGCACAACGCUAAUAAUAUUGCAAAUCAUUUGGGCUUUGUGUAUAUCUGUACAGAUUACGGGAAAGGUAACCUUCCUAUCGAUUAGCAAUAAUGUAGCCAAGCAUCUUUGUACUACGCUGACCUGUUACAUCCAAGUAUUCAUAACAGCGCUGGUUUAAAUGCCAGAUACAUCAUUUUGAAAUCAGAAUUGAUGCAUUACCUAUUUGUCACUUCAUUAUUAGGCAUUGAUGUAGUAAUCAAAAAGCUUAAGGAUUCAUAAUUGCUAUACAACACCCUGAUACAGCUAGAUGCAGCUUUUGUUUCAGAAAUAAGCCUGGCUUAGAGCAAGGUCACAUACAUGUGCCUGCCCAUCUACUUUCUGCCAUUUUAUGCAUGACUGGAUUCUUGUUUGCAUGAGUCAAAAGGUGCUUGUCAUACAGGCAAUGUGCAGACCAUGACAACUGAAUCAUUUCUAUACCGUCUGCAUUGAGACGCUAUAUUUCAUUGUGUUUUUGGACAAGGGGUCUCCCUGGACAUGCAAGGUACUCACCAGGUACCUAUUACUCGUUGUGUUUGUUUUGUUGAAAGAUUAAUAAAAGUGUUCAAACUGG
This is a messenger RNA of Paramisgurnus dabryanus, 3167 nucleotides long. It is a transcript of the gene klhdc10, whose product is annotated as kelch domain containing 10. The record is from RefSeq and is a predicted model, not a curated record. Gene Ontology annotation, biological process: positive regulation of stress-activated MAPK cascade. Lineage: Eukaryota; Metazoa; Chordata; Actinopteri; Cypriniformes; Cobitidae. Gene Ontology annotation, molecular function: protein binding.